Molecule: messenger RNA, 282 nt
Organism: Lottia gigantea (owl limpet)
Lineage: Eukaryota; Metazoa; Mollusca; Gastropoda; Lottiidae
Exons: 1
Source: RefSeq, a predicted model, not a curated record
UUGAUAUUUGUCUUCAAGUUUUGGUUUCAAUACAUUUUGAUAUUUGUCUUCAAGUUUUGGUUUCAAUACAUUUUGAUAUUUGUCUUCAAGUUUUGGUUUCAAUACAUUUUGAUAUUUGUCUUCAAGUUUUGGUUUCAAUACAUUUUGAUAUUUGUCUUCAAGUUUUGGUUUCAAUACAUUUUGAUAUUUGUCUUCAAGUUUUGGUUUCAAUACAUUUUGAUAUUUGUCUUCAAGUUUUGGUUUCAACACAUUUUGAUAUUUGUCUUCAAGUUUUGGUUUUAA